AUGCCAUACCUCCCGCCUACCGAACAGAGCAUGCUCGGUAGACAUUAGAGUUCGACCAUAACCUCCCGAAGCCAUUGCCCUUCUGUUUUGUAAACAUAUAUGACCUGUUUAUGCCGUGACUCCUCGCCCCACCUUGAUUGCUCAUCAUACCUUCGUUUUCAGAGCAAGUUGAUUCGAGCCAAGACCGCGGAGCCCUCAUGGUUGGGCCGAUCAAUGCGAACACCUCGGCCAUCACAUACACAAAAUGUUUCAGCCACAUCCCGUUGAAGGACCGGGCACGGGUGGCGAUGGUAGGUAGGAGUUGGUUGUUUGUAUGGAAAGUGAUACAGUGAGAGACCUAAUUCAGUGGCAAAGAACAUACCAUUUUGCGUCCGGAGGUAUCAAAGAAUGUGGCAAAAUGCCUCCCUCUCUAACUACCAAACUCCGUUUUGAAGGGCUUGCCUCGCAAAAACAGAGCGGGAUCGCAUUUGAAGUCUGAGUUUUUUUUACUUGGAGAGGGAAGCAUUUUGCCAUAUUGUCUGAUGCUUCCCGCACAAUGGUCCGUCUUUUGCCACUGGAUCAGUUCCGCCACUGUAGAAGUGAGGCGUUCAGAAAUCCUUUGUGAUAACUCUUGUGCCUUUAGGCAAUAAGAAAGUUUCGUACAGUGCUUACGGGAAGUAUCAAAAAAGUGGCAAAAUACCUCCCUCUCCAAGUAAAAAAGGUCUGUUUUGAAGGGCUACACUCACAAACAGGGCGAGCUUUUAAAAUUGGAGACUUUUCAUUUGGAGGCGGAGGUAUUUUGCAGCGUUUUUGAUACGUCCUGGAUGCAAAUGGUACGUUUUUUGCCACUGGAUCAGGUCCGCCACUGUAGCUUUUUUUCUUCCUUAGAGGGUAAUAUUCCAAUAAAAAAUUUGCUAUUCGCCUUCUUUUUCGUAUGACCGAACUCUACGUUUCGCGUACUCUCUUGGCCGCAAAGAUCGUUGAAUAUUUUGGCUGCCCCUGCACAGCGCGAGCUAAGGCUUUCUGCAAUUGAUAUGUGACCUGUUCGCGGCAUAUGUGCAAAAUUUAAAGAAAAUCUUAGCGUCGCACUGGCCCUUCCUUCGUUAUUGUAUCUCUUCAAAGCCCUUGGUGUGACCUUCAGUAAUCCCAUCAUUUUCAGGAAGCAUCCAAUAAAACAGAAUGGGAACGAGUCCUCCACGUACACCAUGGCCUGAUCCCGAUACCAUUCAAUGUGGUCGCCACAAUAGUUGUAAUAUUCUACAUAUUAUCGGUGCGGCAGGCCAUGCGAGAGCAUCGAGUUAGCCGCAAAUUCUAUUCGCUGCUGCUGAACAGAGCGAUUGGCGAUUUGGUGGCCUGCAUAACCUGUACAGUGACGAUAUUUUACAGUUUGUAUUGGACCCAUGAGUGAGUUUUACUAUGGGGAAAAAUGUCGAUUUUGUGCAUUUUUUAGCACUGGAAUGGUCCAAAUUUUGAACACAACAUUCAUCGCUUCAUUUUGGGCUGGAAUGUGCUCGUACGUCGCGCAGAGUGUAAUGAAAUUGUACGGCGUUGCGCGGCCCCUACAAUAUAGGCGUUAUAUCACAAUGGCAAGGUGCAAACAGUUCUGUGUGGCGAGGUAAGUUGAUGCUGGGAUAUCACGAAUCUUGGAGCCUCUGAAUGAUAGCCGUAUAGUUAUUUCUUCUAUCGAGGGCAAUUUUUCUACAAAAAAAUCGAUUAUAUCCGCAUGAAUCUGAAAAAGAUAUCGCCAGAAACUGUUUUAUUCUGUGACCGCUCUUCACGUUUCGUCUACUCUUUCGACCGUAGAGACGUUUGAAUAUCUGAACUGCCUCUUCAAAUUUAAAGAAGAUCUAGGCUCUCUCUUGUACCUUUCUAUUGAUAGCCUCAAAUUCCAUAGUAUAUAUACAGUAAAAAUUAUUGCUUUCAGUUGGGUGCUCUUUGUCGUUUGCAUCAUCUACACUGGCAGCAUGGUUGCACUGACCACGAUUCCGAAGCUUCAAAAAAUGUCCAAAUGCACGUCAGAAUCCUGUUUACAUCCCAUGUAUGUUGGAAGGAAUGGACUCGUGGUGAUUGUUUAUUUAUUUACACUCGUGUGCUUUGGAGUUACUGGUGAGUUGGGAAGAUAUUCAGUUUAUUGCUGGUUCUAUUUUGCAUUUCUCUGUCCCCACUUUUCGGCUCCACGAUACUUCUGGUCAACAGAAAAGCGAUUGAUACGGGAAGAAGGGCAAAAGGGGGACCCAAAAAACAUGUUGUAGGGGGUACCGUCGACACAUGGAAAAAUUACGCUCGAUAGAGAAGACUAGUCAGAAACUUGCAAUAUGGCCGCAUUUUUCUAAGCUUACUGAUCUCAGUUUGUACACUUCCCUAGUUAGUUAUUGCUACCCUCGGGGCUCUUAACGCUGAGCUAUUGUAACAUAUAGAAAAGCAAAAAUUGCUCCAAAAAACGAGGAUCCCUAAGUUUUAUUCGGAUACUGCUGCAGUAAGACUUGUAAAAUACCCCCAAAAUGGGUGAUGAACUAUCCUAGGAGCUGGCCAAUCUUAUCAUUUCUAUUAACCAAGCCUUCUCCUAGCCUCCCUCAUUGAUUGAAUGACAAAUGAAGGCAACCAAAAAUUGUCGACCCGAGGUGUCGUUGAGCCGAAAAGUCGUAGCAUUUUCUGUAUUUUAUUAAUUUUUUUGUUGUUUCCUCGUUUCUAACUUCAAUUUUUCCAUUUUCAGUAGUCCUAAUCCGCCGCGCCAAGAGCCGCUCCGAAUCAUUUCACUCCAACGCCGCGGGCGAACGAAAUCGAGAAGCCGUAAAGCGAAAAUUCCGCUAUCCGCUGUUGAAGCUAGCGUUGCAUGUGUCAACGUUUGCAAUCUUCAACUUCCCGUAUUUUUGUUGGGCACUCACUUUAACCAUAGCGGGUGGAUGCUUCUAUCCGCUCCAUUACAACAGAAUGGUAAUGUUGAGUGCGUGGGUGCGGAUGUCGCUGCUGACAAGGAUCAUCGUGGAUUCGGUGCUGAGUCUGGCGUUGGAGACGGAGGUAAGUGAGGGACGAAGUUUUGAUCGAUUAGAUUGAGAAAACAGCAAAAAAAGGUUUGCGUUGUAUGCAUGAGGGAGGCUGGGAGAAAGCUUUGUUAGUAGAAAUAAUAAGAUUGAUCGGGUCCUAGGAGAGCUUAUCAUCUUUGAGGUGUUUUACAUAUACCCACAUCAAUAAUAUUUAGUAGAAAAAAGUUACCUAUCUUCGUUUCUGUGGCAAAUUUUGAUUUUUUAUAUGUUACAAUAGUUCAGGGUAUAGGAAACUAACGUUAGUAAUAGCCAAAACGAGAGAAAGUGGAGAUACCGCAAGUCUUUGCUAAGUCUCCGCCGAGCCUUCGCCGAGCGUCCGCCGGGCUUUCCCUGUGAACCAGAGCAGCAACAAAAUAAGCCGCAAAAUCACAACUACUUCCACUAAUAUCACAAUGAUCUGCAAUCUCAACAUUUUUCAGGUGAAACGAAGUUUCCUCCGCCUUCUUCCAUGUACCAAACGAGUCGCCCCACAGCCAGCCAGCUCUUCGUCGAUUCCAAAUCGUCUCAAUACCGUCAAGUCCGGCACAGUCUCGGUGUGCGACAGCAGCGAUUACUCGAACGCUGACAACACCGCGCCGCUGACGGAGAAGGAAAAAGGUCAGCAGCGGUCGGUCAGCGAGCGUGGGCUUAUCCAGAAGCGGCUGGAGCCCGCUGAACUCGAGGAUAAGAAGGUUAUCGAGGUCAUUCCUGAAUAG
This is a messenger RNA of Bursaphelenchus xylophilus (pine wood nematode), 3718 nucleotides long. NCBI's taxonomy places the organism in Eukaryota, Metazoa, Nematoda, Chromadorea, Rhabditida, Aphelenchoididae. The record is from the annotation of a GenBank genome assembly.